Fonticula alba is the source of this 11082-nucleotide messenger RNA. RefSeq names its product STE/STE11 protein kinase. NCBI's taxonomy places the organism in Eukaryota, Rotosphaerida, Fonticulaceae. Bases 1 to 10986 code for a protein of 3661 amino acids. The transcript has 9 exons. Gene Ontology annotation, biological process: protein phosphorylation. Gene Ontology annotation, molecular function: protein kinase activity; ATP binding; protein binding. The record is from RefSeq and is a predicted model, not a curated record.
AUGCCGCGCCGCCGGGCCUGCCCGGCCGACCGGCCUCCUCGCUGUCGCAGCGGCAGUAGCAGCAGCGGCGGCGGCGGCCUGUCCGCCUACUCGCCCCUGACUCCCCUGGCGCCCGGAUCGACAGGCGGCGGGGGCGCCGGCGGCAGCACCAGCACCCUGAACAGCACCGGCAGUGCGGCUGGGGCGAGCACCGGCGGCCCCGGCGGCCUGUCCGUGGUCAAUGUCCAGCUGAUGCAGCGGCUGCACCAGAAGUUUUUACAGCACCUACAGCACCUCGUGGCGCCGGAUGCGCCGGUGCCCGGGGCCGGGCCCGCGGCCGGGCCAUCCUUCAAAUCCCGAUCGACCGUGGAGAUGGAGGGGCCGGUGCGCUUCGCCCGGGCCCCCUCGCUGGGGGCCGCGCUGCGGGUGAUGUCCGGCGAGGGGGACGCCCCGCUGGCCGUGGGGCCGCCCUCGCCGGGGGAUGCCUCGCUGGCCGGGCCGCCGGUCGGGUCGGACCUCGGGCCGGACCCCGGCGAAUGGCCGCUGGUUUGGGCCGUGCUCCAGUGGACCGAGCAAUUGCUGCCGGUGGUGUCGGCCGGCCCGGGGGCCGGGGCCCUGGCCGGGGGCUCGACGGCGGCCGGCCCCGUGUCCGGAUCGGCCCGAUCAUCGACCUCCUCGCUGGCGACCGGCAUGUCGCGGCCGAGCCCCGGGCCCGGGGCCAUGGGCCCCCCCCCCUCGCCGGGGGGCCUCCUCCUGCAGGAGGAUGCCGGCAGUCGUCACAGCAUGGGCCCCGGUAUGUCGGCUGCCCUGGCCGCCGGGGCCGGGGCCACCAUGCCUGGUGAUUCCCGGCGGCCAGCAUGGGGGUCCGGCGGGCUGGCCUCCUCGUCGGGCUCCUCGUCGGGCUCCUCCUCGGCCUCCUCGCGUACCUCCUCCACCUUGGGCCUGGACUCGGAGCUGUUCCCCGGGUCCGACACCUCCGGCACCAGCAGCUGCCUGGAGGAGGAUGAGACCCUCUCCACGCACUUGAGCUCGCAUACCAGCAUCGAGUCGGACCUGGAUCUGGACGACUCGGACACCGAGGUGUCCAUGACGACGGUCCCGCUGGCGGGACUGGCCCCCAUGGGCACCGGCGAUCUGGCCUCCUCGAUGGACGACGCCACCGGGCCCGACGCGUGUGAGGACCCCCUGGCGGCCGAUGCCGAGGCCGUCAUGACCCUCACUCACAGCUGGUUCUGGACGGCCACCGAGCUGCUGCUCUACCCCUCGCAGGAGGCCUCGACCCUGGGGCAGGCGCCGCUGAUUCGUGUCAGCCUGCCGGACUGCGUGAUGGCCUCGAAGCCGGCCCCGGCGGAGCCGCCCGGGCCGGGGGCCGGCUGGCAGUCGCUGUUCAGCCUGUCGGUGGUCGAGCCGGCCGGGUCUGGCGGCGAUCCGGGCACCACCGGGGCCGGCCCCGGGGGGGCUCUCCUCCUGGCGGUGGUGGACCAGCCGAGCCUGGACGAAUGGCUGGGCACCGUGCGCCGGGCGGCCACACGCACCAACUCCCAACUGGGCCAGCAGCUGCUGUGGUUCCGCAAGUACCUGGCAGCCUCGCCGGCCUCAUUGAGCAUGUCCUCCUCGAACUACAGCCUUUCCAGCAUGCUGGGCGGGUCGCAAAGCACCCUGGCCGGGGCCGGGGCCGGCGCGGCCGCCGCCACAGCCAGCCCCAGGCCCGGGGCCGAGGCGGGCGGGCCCUUUCCCCCGGGGCCCGGGGCCGGGGGCUUCUUCCUGCACCCGCCGGCGCGGCCGCAUGCCCACUCUUUCCACUGCCAUCAGCAUGGCGGCGGGGGGGACCGGCAUGCGGGCCCGGGGCCGGAUCGCCAGGAGGCUGGGCCGUCACGGGGCCGGGCCGCCUCGGCCGCCGCGGCCCCCGGCUCCCGCCGGUCGGGCCUUGACGAGGCCGCCGGCGGCGGGCCGGUUUGCUGUCCGGGGCUCGCGCAGCCGGAGGAGUUCCUCCGGUGGUGCGACGCCGGGGCCGGGGCCGACGCGCUGCCGGGGCCGCCGGGGCCGGGCCCGGAGUCCGACCGGCUGGCGGCCGGGGCAUCGGCCGAUCCCGGCCCGGAGGCCGAUGACCGGGACCGGUUGUUCCCCUGUCUGUGUCACCUGGCGGGGCAUGUGUCCACCGGGCUGCCGGGGCCGUCGCCGGUUCCGGCCCCCUCGCCGUUGCCUUUUGGGCUGACCGGUGGCGGGGGGUCGGUCCUCCGGGCGACCCCCUCGCCGGGCGCGGCCUUCGGGGGGUUUGCCUACCCGGCCGGGGGGGUGCUGGCCUCGCGGCCGUCGCCGCUGGGGCCGCCAUCGCCGCGUGGGCUGCCCAGCCCGGCGGGGUUCCCGCUGCUCGGGGGGGGAGCCGGCUUCGUCGGCGGGCUGGCCGGCUCGGCCGGGGGCCCGGGGGCCGGUGUGCGGCUGUUGCCGGUGUCCAUGCACACCCCUUCGGCGUCGGUGUCAUCGGCCUCGUCGUCGGCCUCGUCGUCGGCCGGGUCGGCUGCGGCGUCGCCCUUCCCCGGCCCGGGCGGCAUGGCGGCGCCGCCCGGCGCCUCGACGUCGCAGCAUGCCCGGCACCUGUCCGACGGGGACUUCACCUACGCCGGGGCCGGGGGGUUUCCCUUUGCCACGAGCACGGCGGCGGCGGCGGCGGCGGCGGCGGCCGGCUUCAAUCCCCCCGGUCACUAUGGGGCUGGGGGGAUGUAUGGGCCGGGGGGGGCCGGGGCCUUCGGCCCGGGUGUCGUGGCCCCCGUCGGGGGGCUGCCCGGGCAGCUGGGCCUCGGAGGGGGCGCGGCCGCCAGCGCCAUGGCCGGGCGUCUUGGGCUCCGGGCGCCCCUCCCCCCGCUGGCCUCCAGCGGCUUGAGUUCCAUCUCGCUGGGGGCCAUCAGCAGCCAGGGCAGCGCCGCGGCACUGGCCCCUGUCGGGCCGCUAUCCGGGGCCCUGUCCACCGGGUCGAUUGCGUCGGCCGGCACGCCGCGGGCGCCUGGUGGCCCGUCGCACCCUGGCAGCGUGUGGUCGCUGCACUCGCCGGGGGCUCUGCUGGCAAGUGGGUCCUCGCUGGGGCUGCUUUCCGGCUCGCUCGGGUCGCUUGACGACCAACUCCGCGCGCAGUCGCUCCCGGGGCACCUGUUCAGCGAGCGAACCGGCUCGCCGGUGCCAUCGCCCGGGUCGCCCGGGCCGCUGCUGGCCGGGGGGUCGCGCUCGGCCUCGAGGUCCUCCCUGACGUCGGUGGGGGGGACCGGCACGGGCGGCGGCUCGACAGCGCGUCUGGUGUCGGCAACGGCGGCAGCGGCCGAGGCCCGGGCAUCGCCGACGGUCCCCGAGCGCAGUGCCUCGCCCCUGGCCGGGCAGCCGGGCGAAUGGCCGGUGGAGAUGCGCGCCCGGGCCAUCACCCGGCACACGCGCCCGGUGAGCCUCAACACGGCGGACUUCCAUCUCCGGCCGCGGCUGUCCUUCUCGGGGCAGGCGUCGCCGGAGCAGCUGAACGCCGCGGCCGGGCCCGGCCGGCCGGAGUUGCUGAUCGCCGCGGCGGCCGGGUCGGCGGCCAGCCGGCCGGGGUCGCGGGCCGGGGCCGGGGCCGGGGCCGGGGCCUUCUCGGCCGCCUCGUCGGCCGCUUCCUCGGCCGCUUCCUCGGCCGCUUCCUCGGCUACUCCCUCGCCGCGGGCCGUGGCCGGCCCGGCGCCGGCCAAUGCGCCAGGUCGGUGGCCAUCGCCCUCCCCGGUGGCGGCCGGUGUUGUGUCGGCCGCCGAGCCGGCCGUCAGCCUCCCCCCCCAGCCGCCGAUCAUUUUCCUGUCCCCGGAGCCGGCCGACCCGGUGGAUGGCCAUGGCCGGUCUUCCAGCAAUCCCAUUUCCUCCUCCUGCUCCGGGGUGGCCGGCGGGUCGGGGGCCGGGGUCGGCGGGCCGGGCGGGCCGCCGGCCGGUCGUCGGCCCGGGCUCACCUCGGCCCGGUCGACCUCGGCCCUGGGCACGGUCAGCAGCGCGGAGCUGUCCCGGGGCCGGGGGGGGCCCUACACCGGGGCCGGUGCUCCUGCCCCGGGGUCGGGGCCGCUCGGGGGCCCGGGCCCGGGCCUGGCCGGCCCGGCUCCCAGCGGUCCGACCCCCCCGGCGGGCUUGGACUUCCGGCUGCCCGCGUCGCCGCUGAUGGCCGGGAGCUGGAUCACCACGCCGCCUCUGCCGGCCGGCGGCCCGACCGCCGGGGGGGGGCCCCUCGGCGGGGGCGGCCCGCUGCCUCGGUCGGUGUCCUUCCCGGCCGGCGGCCCGGCCGGCGACGACCCCUCCGAGCAUUGUCUCUUCUGUCCCCGGCACCCGGCGCACCGGGGCUACUACCCGCUGUACCUGUGGCACUUUGCCCCGGACCGGGUGCUUGCCGCGGUGCAGGCACUUCACAAGGAGGCGGCGGCGGCGGAGGCGGCGGCGGCGGCGGCGGCGGCGGCCGGGGGCAGACACGCGCCGGCCCGCGGCCCGGGGCUGUCCCCGGGCCCCGGCUCGGCCGCGGCCCCGGCCAUGUCGCCCCUCCGCCGGCGGUCGCUCUCCUCGUCGUCCAUCUCGACGCACUCGUCGGCCUCGGCCUUUGGCCGGGUGUCGCGGUCCUCCUCCCGGUCGCUGUCGCCAUCCACCUCGGCCGGUGCGCUGGCCGAUGUCGACUCGGAGGGACCCCUGCCACCGGCCCCCUCGGCCGCCGGACACCCGGGCCUCGUGCGGUCGGCCUCCUUCAAUGGGCUGUCGCGCAUCGACGAGGGGCCGGGCCUGGUGGAGGAGGCGCAUGGCCAGACGGCCGGGCAGGUGUCGCUGCCGUCCGGCAGCCCGCGCGGCGGGGCGUGGCCCGCCCCCUCGCCGGGGCUCUUCCCCCCGGCGGCGGCGCUGCCCCCGGUGAGCAUCUCCCUGGUGACGGCGCCCAAGCACCUGCACUCGCACUUGCUGCUGCUUCAGCAGUUCCACCUCCUGCAGCAGUUGUACGCGGCCGGGGCGCUGAGCCGGCGCGCUGGGCCCGGCGCCGGCGGGGUGUUCGGCACGUCCGAGCUCCCCGGCGUGCCGCAGGUCCUGGCCCGGGCCGACUGGCCGGGCUGGCGGAUUCUCACGCGGCAAACGUCGCGGCCGGCGGCCCGGCGGGCUGCUCCUGGGCCCGGGCCGGCGGCCGUCAUGGAGGUGCGCACGACCGGCCUCGAGGUGGCCACGGCGGUGGGCAUGGCGGCCGGGGCCGGCCCCCGGGCUCUGAGCCCCGGGGGGCUUGCCCUGCCGGCCGCGUCGCCCAUUGACCCGGCCCGGUCGCCGGGGGGCGAGAUGCCCCCCUCGUCGGGCGGGCCGGUGUCCGGGCUGCUGCCGCUGUCGCCGCGGCCAUCACCAUCGGCGUUGCCCAUGUCGCCGCCGUCAUCGCCCCUCCAGUCGCCGCCACCGCCGCCGCCACCGCCGCCGCCGCCGCCGCCGCCGCCGCCGCCACCGGCGGGCGUGGCCCCCGGCACCUUCAGCGGCCAGUCCCUGCGCAAGCGCUUCCUCCAGCGCCUGUCGCGCAUCCGCCCGUCGCCUCAGGGGUCGCCGGGGUCGCUGCAGGCGGCCUUCCUGCCGAGCCCGACGGCCACGCAGCAGCCGGCGGCCCCGGGGGGGGCAGGGGCCUUGCCUCCGUCGCCGUCGCCGUCGCCGUCGCCGCUGCUGGCGCAGGCGCCGGUCCCGGUGGCCCUGUCGCCCGGGGGGCCGGCCGAGGGGGUGGACGUGGCGGACCCCCCGGGCGGCGGGCCUCCCCCGGCGGGGGAAGUGCGCUUCCCCGGGGCCGGGACACAUGCCAAGCGCCCCGGGGCCCGGUCGCUGAGCUCGGCCUUCUCCGGCACCCCGGGCCGGCGGUCUGGCUUCCUGGGGCUCUUUUCCGCGGCCGAUGGCGAUUACCACCCCCAGCAGUACCACUUCCCGCAGCAGCAGCAGCAGCAGCAGCAGCAGCAACAGCAGCCGGCGGCGGCCUUGGCCGGGUCCACGGCGUACGCCGCGCACAGCCGGUCCGGCAGUGUGGGCAGCGCGGCGCCGGCGGUCCCGAUGCAUGGGGUCCUGGUGCCGCACUCGCCGGGGCCCACCCCCGCCACCACCGCCACGUCCUCGUCGUCCUCCUCGUCGUCGUCCUCCUCGUCGUCGGUGGCGGGGCCGGGUGGCGCUCCGCUGACCCGGCGCGGCACCGGCGGCAGCGCCUCCGCCGCGUCGCCGCCCCUGCUGUCGCCCUUCAAGUACCUGCCCCGGCGGUGGACCCGGCCCGAGGCGGCGGCGUCGGCAGGGCCGGGCAGCGGCGCGGGGGCGCCCGUGGUGCCGGCCGGGCCCGGGCCCGGGCCCGGGCCCGGCGCCGGUGCGUCGUCGUCCGGCGCCGGUCCCACGGCCGCCACCGGGCCCGGGCCCGCCGUCCCCCCGGGGCCCCUGCUUCGGUCGGCCUCCGGGCGGUCAAUCAAUGCCUGGCUGGGCCCGGCCCCGGCCCCGGUGGAGGCGGCCCUGCAGGUGUCCGGCUUCCUGUGGAAGCACUCGUCGCGGCUCUUCGGCCGGACGCACUGGGCCCGGCGGUGGUUCUGCGUGCGCGGCGGGCUGCUCAUGUAUUCGAAGGCGGAGCCGGUGGCCGCCUCGGCAUCGUCAUCCUCCUCGGCGGUGGCCACCCUGCCGGGGGAGGAGUCCGAGCCGUCGACCCCGGUCGGGACGGAUGCCAGCGGGCCGGAGUCCCUGGCGCCUGGCAGCCCUGGGUCCGGCGCGCCGGGGGCGGUGCCGCCGCCGGCCUCGCCGGGGCCCAUGGCGGCCGCCGCCGGCGGCCCGCAGCUGGUGGCCGCGGUGGACCUGGCCGGGGCCAUGCUCGGCGGGGACCUGCCACUGCCGGAGGCGGCCGAUGACCGGGAGCUGUCGGCCGCGGGGGCGGGCUCCGGCGGCCCGGGCGGGCCUCUGCUGGUGCUGACGUCCUCCUCCUCGACGGCGUCGCUGGUGCAAUCGGGCCCGAGCUCGCCGCGGCGGCGGCUCCUCCUGCGGAUUUCCUCCGGUAGCCAGCUGCUGACGCUGAGCACGCGCGACCCGGCCGAGCACCGGCGCUGGCACCAGGCCCUGGCGAUCCUGAUCGAGUACUACACGGCGGCCUGGGUGGCGGCGGCGGCGGCGGCGUCGGCGGCGCUUGCCGGGACGGCGGCGCCUGCCGGGCCGUCGGCGGUGACCGGCGUCGGCGGCGCGCCGGCGGCCGGCCCCGAGUCGGGGGCCCCUCCCCCCGGCCAGGCGGCGGGCGCACGGCCGGAGCCGGGGCCGGCCCCGGUGGCGGCGGCGGCGGCGUCGUCCCCGGCCUCGGUGCCGGCGGCGACACCGGCCCCGGUGGUGGUGGCGGCCGAGAGACGGCACAUCGGUGUCCCGCGCCCGGAGCAGGUCAACCUGAAAUGCUUCCACCAGAGCUCCUUCAAGCGGUUCAUGCUGCCGCGCGACCUGUCCAUGGCCGACCUCCAGGCAUUCCUGGAGAGUGCCUUCUGCUGCGCGGACCGGCACCUGCUCCUGUACCGGGACCCGGACUCGGACUACAUGCCGAUCACUUCGCAGCACGAUCUGGACGUGGCCUUCGGCGAGUUUGAGCGCCCGCAAGAUGUCAUCCGGCUCUUCCUGCUGGACACCUCCGGCGGGGUGAACUUCACCGGCGCCCCGGGCGAGGGGUCGGCCCCGCUGGCGACCGUCGCCUCGUGGGACCGGUCGGCAUCGCCGUCGUCCUUCCAUGCCCGGCGCCCGGGCGAGCCCUUCCCCCUGCCGCAGCCGUCGCCCAGGUCGAACUUCACCGCGCCGCGGUCCCGGUCCACCAAGAUGAACUGGCUUCGCGGGCCGCAGAUCGGGUCCGGCGCCUGCGCCCAGGUGUUCCUCGGGCUGAACGUCAACAGCGGCCAGCUGAUGGCCGUCAAGCAGAUUGAGAUCCCCCAGUCGACGGCGGCGGCGGCGGCCGCGGCCGCGGCGGCCGCCAGUUCCGGCAGCCAGGUCACCCGCGGCGGGCACAUCCGCAUGGCCAGCGCCGGGCCGGUGAGCAUGGGCGCCGAUGCCCAUGCGGCCGGGGCCGGGCCCGACUCGGCCGGCGGCCGGCAUGUCCUAUCACCCGGGUCCCUGGGCGGCGGCGGCGGCGGCGGGCCCGGGCCCGGGGCCGGGUCCCUGUCGCGGGAGUUCGGCGUCCCCGGGCCCGGGCCCGGCAGCAGCAGCGUCGGCCUCGGGGGCAGCACCGGCCCGGUGGCGGGCAAGCAGCAUGCGCCGGGGCACGGCGGCGGCCAGCGGCUCGGCUUCGGCACUCGCCUGCAGACCCUCCUCCGGGAGACGGAGCUCCUGCGGCAAUUGAGCCACCCGCACAUCAUCUCCCUCUAUGGGAUUGAUUAUGACUCCACCUGCACCAGCGUCUUCCUGGAGUAUGCCCCCGGGGGGUCGAUCCAGUCGCUGCUCCGGCAGUUUGGGCCCUUUGACGAGCGGCUGGUCCGGCUGUUUGCGGCGCAGCUGCUCGACGCGCUGGCCUACCUGCACGACUUGGGCAUCGUCCACCGGGACAUCAAGGGGGCCAAUGUGCUGGUGGAUUCCAACCGCGGGUGGGUCAAGCUGGCGGACUUCGGCAUGGCGGCAUACUACUCGGCGGCCGGGGCGGGCCUGGGCGGGGCCGUCGGGGCCGUUGGGGCCAAUGGCCCGGACCCGGGGGCGGGGUCCGGCCCCGGGGGCGGGUCGCCGGCCAGCGGCGGGUCCAGCCCCCGGGCCCCGGGCCCGGGGCCCGGGGCCAUGGGCAGCCUUUCGCAAAGGUGGCAAGCCAUGCAAACCUCGGGCACCCUGUUCGAGAUGGUGGGCACCCCGCACUGGAUGGCGCCGGAGGUGGUCCGGCAGCACAUGUACGGCCCGCCGGCCGAUGUGUGGUCCUUCGGGGCCACGGUCAUCGAGAUGCUGACCGGCAGGCCGCCCUGGUCGCACUUCUCCCACGAUGUGGCGGUCCUCUUCCAGAUUGCCUCGUGCCAGGAGACGCCGCAAUUGCCGGCCGGCUUGUCGGAGCCGGGCCGGGACUUCCUGGCGGCGUGCUUCCGCAUCGACGCCACCGAGCGGCCGGCCUGUCGGGACUUGCAAACGCGCGCCUGGCUGUCGGGCAAGUUCCUGCCGGCGGCCGGCGCGGGGGCCGGCAGGGCCGUGCCAGCCGCCGCUGCCGCCGCCGCCGCCGCCGCCGCCACUGCCGUGCCCGCCGUGGGCCCGGGCGGCGAGGCGUCCCUGCUCCAGGCCUUGGCGGCGCGGGCUGCCUCGCGGCCGGGGUCGCCGGUGUCCGGCGGCCCGGGGGAUUCGCUGUUGCGGCCGGGGUCGCCCACGGGCCCGGGCGUGCGGGCCGGAUCGCCGGUGUCCGGCGGGGCGUAUGCCCUGGGCUCCGGGGCCAUGCCGGCCUCGGUGGCCAGCUCGGCCGGCAGCAUUUCCCCCUACCAGCCUUCGCCCUCGAGCCCGCUGCGCACGGACAGCACGCUGGAUGUGUCCGGCGGCCGGGGCCCCACCGCCACGACCCCGGCCACCACGACCACCUCCUCCUCCUCCUCCUCCUCCUCUUCCUCCUCCUCCUCCCUAUACGGGGAGGGGGGCCUGCAUGCUGGCGGGCCCGAUGGCGUGGAUGAGGCCGUCGGGGGGGACGACCGGCGCGGUGUGCGCGGGCCCCUGGCCCCGCGCGCGGCGCACUCGCUCCCCGGCCGGCCGGGGUCCCCGCCGUCCCUGGCCCCGGCCGACGGGCGCUUCCACUAUGGGACCAUCGCCGGGAGUGGGGACCUCCGGCGCUUGGCCGCCGUCGCGGCCGGCCACCACUUGCCCUUCCCGCCGGGGCAGUUUGCCAAUCACGGCCGGCCGGCUGGGGCCUCCGGCCCCGGGCCCGGGUCCGGCUCCAGCUCCGGCGGGUCGUCCCCCCGGCCGGGCAGCCCCUUCCCCGGGGCCGGCAGCCCGCGCCCCGGCGGGUCGGUCUUCUUCCCGGCCGACGCGCCGCUGGACCCGGCCAGCCGGGCCCGGUCGAGCCUGGCGCUGAGCUCGUCCCCGCGAACUAGCGGCGGCGGCGGCGGCGGCGGCGGCCGGGGCACCCCCCCGGGCGCGUCGCCCGGGCCCACCUCCCUGCGGGCCCUCUCGCCCGGGGGGUCGGUCAUGUCCAGCAGCAGCGGCAGCGGCAGCAGCAGCACCAGCAGCAGCAGCAGCCCGUCCCUGCCGAAGUCCGCCUCCACGCCGGACUCCCUGCGCCUGGUGGCUGAGCAUGGGCUGGCCGGGCGGGCGGGCAGCCCGGGUCCCGGUGGGGCCGGUGCGCUGGCGUCCCGCCGGGCGGGCAGCGUGGCGCUGCUCCCGACCCCGGCGGCUCCGUCCGGCACCGGCGGCGGUCUGUCUGCCUGGCUGAGCCCGAACCACUCGUCCCCCUCGCCGGCGGGCAGUCCAUCGCCGGGCCUCGUCCCUGUGGUCUCCUCGGAUUCGAGCCGGCGCGGGUCGCUGGACGCGCCGACCCUUGUCGGACUGGAGGGCGCCGGGUCACGCCCUCCCUCCAACCUGCUGACCCGGCGCAUCCGAAACCUCCCGCCGCGCGGUGGCGGCCCCGCCGGGCCGGCCGACGAGGUGCCCACCCCGAGCCCGCCGGUGGCGGGGGCCGGCUGGCCCGGGCCGGCGGCCGAUGCCACCGCGCCCGGGGCGCCGGGGCUGGUGAAGGCCAAGUCGGCGGCCGGGUCGCCGGCCGACCUGUCGGCCCUCGGGCCGGCCGGCGGCCGGGUCGCCGCCGGGGGGGCCGUCCCCCGGCGCCCGGGGCACCCGCAUCCCGGCCAGCCGGCCGCGGGCAUUUACGCCUGGGCCGGUCGCCUGCCCGGCCGGGCGGCCGACUCGCUGCCCUCCUUCGACCACCUGGCCGAGAUGGCCGGCCUGCCCGGGCCCGGGGCUUCGCACCCUGGCACGCCGAUGACGCCGCCGGAUUCGACGCGCGGCGCGGCGUCCCACUUCCCCGGCGACGACCCGGCCACCCAGCCGCCGGUGGACAUCGCCGACCGCGAUGUGUGAGUUGUGCGCUCCUGCGCCCGGGGACGGCCCCUGCGCCCUCCUCUCAGUUUUGGCUCCCGGACAUGCGCCGGCGGCGGGCGAGGGCCUGGGGGGGGG